This is a messenger RNA of Melospiza melodia melodia, 3592 nucleotides long. RefSeq names its product G protein-coupled receptor 37 (gene GPR37). Bases 16 to 1512 code for a protein of 498 amino acids. Gene Ontology annotation, molecular function: G protein-coupled peptide receptor activity; prosaposin receptor activity. The record is from RefSeq and is a predicted model, not a curated record. The transcript is spliced from 2 exons. Gene Ontology annotation, cellular component: plasma membrane; signaling receptor complex. NCBI's taxonomy places the organism in Eukaryota, Metazoa, Chordata, Aves, Passeriformes, Passerellidae. Gene Ontology annotation, biological process: positive regulation of MAPK cascade; adenylate cyclase-inhibiting G protein-coupled receptor signaling pathway.
CGCCGCCUCCCGGCCAUGCGGCCCCUGGGCGCUCCGCUCGCCCUGCUCUGCCAGGUGCUGGGUGCGUGGGCUGCCUGCGCCCUGGCCCCGGAGCCCGUGGCAGCCUCUGGGCCGCCGGCGCCCCCGCAGCGCUCCCGCUCGCCGCCGGCCCCGCCGCCCCUCGCCCCCGGCCGGCGGGCGGCCGCGGCGCUGCCCGGGCGCGGAGCCCUCGCUGGCGGCGGAGCGGCGGGGCCGGGCGGCAGCUGCGCGCCACGCGGGGCCCCGGGCACCGGGCGACGGCGGGCGCGGAGCAGCGAGCCCGGGGCGGCGGCGGGGAGGGGCGGGCCCCGCUGGCUGCCCCUGAACGGCUCGGCCGGCGGCGAGGGCAGCGCCGGGGGCCGCGGGAACGCCACGGGGCGCCGCGCCCGGCUCCGCAACCCCUUCUACCCGCUGACCGAGGAGUCGUACGGCGCCUACGCCGUCAUGUGCCUCUCCGUGGUGAUCUUCGGCAUCGGCAUCAUGGGCAACAUGGCAGUGAUGUGCAUCGUCUGCCACAACUACUACAUGCGGAGCAUCUCCAACUCCCUGCUGGCCAACCUGGCCUUCUGGGACUUCCUCAUCGUCUUCUUCUGCCUGCCGCUGGUUAUCUUCCAGGAGCUCACCAAGAAGUGGCUUCUAGAAGACUUCUCUUGCAAAAUCGUCCCGUACAUUGAGGUGGCCUCUCUGGGCGUCACCACCUUCACGCUGUGCGCUCUCUGCAUCGACCGCUUCCGAGCCGCCACCAACGUGCAGAUGUACUACGAGAUGAUCGAGAACUGCGCCUCCACCACGGCCAAGCUGGCUGUCAUCUGGGUGGGCGCGCUGCUGCUGGCCCUGCCCGAGGUGGUGCUGCGCCAGCUGGCCACCGAGGAGCCCGAGUACAGCGGCAGCCCCCCGGGCGAGCGCUGCGUGGUGAAGAUCUCCACGGCCCUGCCCGACACCAUCUACGUGCUGGCUCUCACCUACGACGGGGCGCGGCUCUGGUGGUACUUCGGCUGCUACUUCUGUCUGCCCACCCUGUUCACCAUUACCUGCUCCCUGGUGACAGCCAGGAAAAUCAGGAGGGCAGAAAAAGCCUGCACGAGGGGGAACAAGCGACAGAUUCAGCUGGAAAGUCAGAUGAACUGCACAGUGGUGGCUUUGACCAUUUUAUAUGGGUUUUGCAUCAUUCCUGAAAACAUUUGCAAUAUUGUGACUGCCUACAUGUCCACAGGAGUCUCUCGACAGACUAUGGACCUCCUCCAUCUCAUUAGUCAGUUCCUUUUGUUCUUUAAGUCCUGCGUCACCCCAGUUCUCCUGUUCUGUCUCUGUAAACCUUUCAGCCGGGCCUUUAUGGAGUGUUGCUGCUGCUGCUGUGAUGAAUGCAUCCAGAAGUCUUCCACGGUGACGAGUGAUGACAAUGACAAUGAGUACACCACAGAGCUGGAGCUCUCCCCAUUCAGUACCAUCCGUCGCGAAAUGUCGACUUUUGCUUCCGUGGGGACUCACUGUUAAUUGACCUUAGGACUUUAUUUCCUGCGUCUUUUUCCUUUUUUUUACUUCAUAUUUUUCUUCUUGAAGCAAAAUGCAGGAAAAAAAAAAUCACUGUUAAAAACUACUCUUCAAACCAAUCUGUAUUAACAGUCAUGCUUUGGAAAAUAAUUUCUUUGGUUAUUAAAAGGAAAGAGAGAGAAGGAGAGCCAGCACUUGGUUUUACAUCAUGAGAUUUUGUGUGGUGCUAGGAUUUCAUUGGUUGAGGAGGAGGAUCCAUAUCAAUCUGCUUUUAUUUAAUUCUGUAGUAUUUUUUUUGAUAGUCACUGUAAAAUGUUUAUAUAGACAUUGUGGGCUUUGCAAGGUGUUUUCAUGUAAAAGAUGUGGUGGAAAGUAUUUGAAGGUAGUUUUAAUCAAAUUACUGUACACUAUUUUGAGAGGACUUGAGCUUCAGAGAAUUUAUAAAGUAGCAUAAAAAUAAAUGAGGUUUUAUUCUUUAACUUGAUUGUCAAUCUACAUUUAACAAAGACACCUAUGAGUAGUAUUAAAUUCCUUUAAUAAGUAAAAAAAACCCCUUUGCGUAUCAUAAUUUAGGUGGCCAUAUUUAAUUAACAUUUGAGUACUUACACUUGAAGGAUAUAAUUAGAGUGUUUAAGGAAGAUGAUUAUAAUGGUAUUAGAUUUCUAGGAGUGGGUUUUUUAAUGUUAUAUUAUGAAGGUUCAAUGUGCCUCAUUGAAAAUUUUCUUCUUAACCUGCAGGUAUAAAAAAAUCUUGAGUUAUUUUGUACUUCUUACAAAGAAACACUCACUUUAUCACUGAAUUUUGUCUUGUGUGAUUUCAAAAUCAAGAUUCUUUUCAGUAUGCUAUUUGUUUUACGUUGAGUUUAUGUCCUCCAUCUCUGUAUAUAUGGCUCCUACUGGCUCCAGUGAGAGUCUCAUUGCAGAGAAAGGCAUUUUUUUGCCCAAGGUUUGCUGACAAUAAAUGUGAGGGACUGAAACAUGUGGAGAGUGAAUUCCUUCUAUUUUAAAACACACUUGGGGCUUGACCUAGAGCCCAUGGUAGUCAAUGGAGAGGUUUCCAUCAAUUUCAGAGAGCUUUGAAUCAGACUGGCAUCUCCUGUUUGUUCUGGGAUGUGUAGCAUGAAUAUUAAUCACGGGGGCUCUGUGUGCUGGUUCAGACCCAUGCUGCUCUCAGAGGCUGCUAUUCACUGGCAGCUCACAGCCCUGAGGCUGGUUUGAGAGCCACUGUGUGUUCUGCUGAUGGCUUCUUGCUGUCCACAGAGUUGUUAAAAUGAGGAGGGUAUGUCAACACUGCCAGCAACAGUGUGAUACAGUAAAAUCCAAAGUUGUUAUAAGCAAGCCAGGCUGGAGACUGCAAAGUGCCUAUCCUUACCAGCCGAGCUUAUAUCCCCACUCUUGGCUGAAGCAGACAUUCUGUUCUUGGCAGGCAAGCCGGCUCAUAUUUGCACUGGGAGCAGCCUGAAGUGUACACACAGGCUGAAGAACUGAAUUUUUUAUAGAUAGCUUGUAUUUUAAUACUAAUUAUAUAAAUAAUGCAGCUGUAUUGAGCAGAAGGAAAAUUUCAUACACUCAUGCUUUGAAAUUAACACUGAAUAUAACUGAUGCAGUGUUACCUCCCUUUUGAUGCCGGCCUCUAUAUAUGUUAAAGAGCUUGCUGUAACUUCUGGAAAGUAUUCUAUUUUUUGUUUGUAGAUUCCAGACUUAAUUUGUCUAAUCUUGGUGAUAUUCUUGGGCAAGCAGUAUUUCUUCUUUUUCUUUACCAUUUUAACCUAUAAUAAUUUCAACUGAAAAAGAAACAGUUGAAAUUAAUGAAUAUUAAUCUAAACAUAUAUGCACAUGAGUUCCUCUUCUGACUUUUGAAUCAGAUACUGGGCCCUAGCAAGGCAGUCUGCUUUAACCACAGGCAUUUGUUUCUGCUUAGAACUUGAGAAAUUACCCAAGUUUUUAAAGCCCUAUUUAACAUGCUCAAUCACUUCUGCAGAUGGCAACUGUCCCAUCCUGAGAAAACCUUUAAUUGACUUGCCUUUGCUUGAUUACAUUUAAUGAACUAUGAAAGGGAUUAAAGAGAAAAGAUGAAAACAAAA